GCUUUCCCUUGUAAGUAUCAACCUUUCCUUUGCUUAGAAUUCAGCUGCUUCUUUUCAUCUCAUUUGAUUAUUUAUAUUAGUAAGAAAAAAAAAUGUCGGUUUUGUAUCUUUCUGUGCAAAUAUCCGCGUAAAGCUUAGAAUCUCUGCUAAAUUCAAGUAUCAGUUAAUGUGUUCAAAUAGGCCAUGGAUGGUUCUUGUUGCUUUCGACUUUAUGUUUGAACUUCUCGUUUGCUUAAAUGUGGUGUCUUCAUUGCAUUAACAUCUUGCUAUCUGUUUUCUCCAUUCUCCCUUUCUGGAUUUGGAUCUUCAUACACUUGUUUGUGAUUUGUCUAUUGCUUUGAGCAUUUCUACUUUCCCCUUUUCAUCAUAUAGAUUAUUCCUCCACUUUAUUCUUGAGAAUUUUCUUUUCCUGAAAUGAGCUUGUCAAAGAUCAGAUUUUUGAAGCUUUGGUUUUGAAAACAGAUUCUGCCUUUUGGAUUUCUCAGUUUUCUUAACAUUGAUCUCUUGUCUCAUUGGGACUGUGGUUGUUCUCAAAUUUCUUGGUAAAUCAGUGGUGCUCAAUUAAACUUUUAUCUUGGAAAAUCAUCAACUUAUCAUUCCCAUUUGGUUUUUUACUCUGAGAAUUACUUUGGUGACAAAGUUUCUGGAAAUCUGAAAUCAUUGCGAGUGAGAAGCAAUCAGAGAAGUGAAUGUAAUAUCAUGAAUUCUUUAACAGGAACCAAAAGUUCUUGGCAGCCAAUCAUGACUGCAGAUACAACGGCCUCGGGUUACUGGCUGAACUGGAGGGUGUUGCUUUGUUCCAUAUGGGUCAUGAUCUCCCUGACUCUUUCAGUACUUCUCAUUUGGAGAUUUGAAGGGCUUCGAAAUUCGAGGCGUAAUAAUAAUAAUAAUAAUAGCAGAGUAACUCAGCAAGAAGAAGAAACCAUUGGAACUUUGUAUGAAGAUGAAACUUGGAGACCAUGCCUCAAAGGAAUCCACCCAGCUUGGCUUCUGGCUUUUAGACUUGUUGCUUUCUUUGUGCUUUUGGUUCUGCUCAUCAUCACAGCUUGUGUUGAUGGAGGUACCAUCUUUUAUUUCUAUACACAGUGGACGUUCACAUUGAUUACUAUUUAUUUUGGCCUUGGAUCAUUGCUCUCCAUUCGAGGUUGCUACCGAUACCAUAAGAAAACUUCUGGUGAAAGGGUUGAUAAUGUAGAGGUAGAUUCAGAACAGGGAACCAUAGAAAAAUCCGUAGGCCCUCAUGUUGAAGAGCAACAUCAACCACGCCAUCCUGCAGGCAUUUUGGGUUAUGUUUUCCAAAUAAUUUUCCAGAUGAAUGCAGGAGCUGUUAUCCUCACAGACUGUGUCUUUUGGUUUAUAAUUGUUCCAUUUCUUACAAUCAAAGAUUACAACCUGAACUUUCUGAUUAUAAAUAUGCACACAAUCAAUGCCGUCUUCUUGCUUGGUGAAACUGCUUUGAAUUGCUUGCCAUUUCCUUGGUUCAGAAUAGGAUAUUUCUACCUGUGGACAAUCACUUACGUAGUAUUUCAGUGGAUCUGUCAUGCUUGUGUCAAAUUUUGGUGGCCGUAUCCAUUUCUAGACUUGUCAUCUCCAUAUGCUCCAUUAUGGUACUUUUCGGUCGGUCUACUGCACUUCCCAUGCUAUGGCAUCUUCGCUCUGAUAAUGAAGUUGAAACACCAUCUCUUAUCGACAAGGUGCCCCGACUCUCAUCAAUGUGGGAGGUAACUUGGACUACACAGUACCUGAAGCACCACAGAAAAAGUACAGCACCAAGAAAAUAUUGUUCUAGCUUGUAGGAGACUAGGAAAGCAUGCACAGGGCAGUACGUUGAAGAUUCAAAGAUAUUGUUCCGUAGUUUAGUUUUGGAUGAUGCUCUGUACGUAGUAGUCAUACGAAGAUGUACGUAAAAGCAGUUUCUUUUUUCUUUUGACAAAAUGAGAUUACUGAUGUACUCAUAUUAUUCUAAAUUUCUAUGUCUAAUUUCCUUCCUAUGGA
Messenger RNA from Argentina anserina (silverweed cinquefoil), 1995 nucleotides. RefSeq lists its product as uncharacterized. The coding region runs from base 700 to 1725 and encodes 341 amino acids. The transcript is spliced from 8 exons. Gene Ontology annotation, cellular component: membrane. NCBI's taxonomy places the organism in Eukaryota, Viridiplantae, Streptophyta, Magnoliopsida, Rosales, Rosaceae. The record is from RefSeq and is a predicted model, not a curated record.